Dendroctonus ponderosae (mountain pine beetle) is the source of this 842-nucleotide messenger RNA. RefSeq lists its product as uncharacterized. Lineage: Eukaryota; Metazoa; Arthropoda; Insecta; Coleoptera; Curculionidae. The transcript is spliced from 2 exons. Bases 94 to 555 code for a protein of 153 amino acids. The record is from RefSeq and is a predicted model, not a curated record.
UCCAGUUGUCUGCAUUUUGGUCCAGUUGCGGGGUCAUAAUCAAUAGUUUCGUAAUACCUCCGUGUCGCUCUUCAAUUCGCAUCGUACAAAAAAAUGCAACAUUCGAAUCAUUUAUCGGAUACAUCAAAUUCAAACAAAGCAUUAGCUUCUUCAGAUUUUCAAAAUGUUCGAGACAAUCUAAGUGGGGAGCGUACGAGUCAAAAUCCACAGAGACGUAGACAUAUCCAAACAUCAGAAGAAGCUGUACAUUUAUUAGGCAACUCUGGUUAUGGACAAUUUCCAGAUGGAGGAGGGGAAGAAGAAUUGAGUUCAGAAUCCGUAGAUGAGUUACGAGAACGCUUGAGAAGGAUGAAGAACCUGAUGGCAAACAGAAGUAAAUCUAAAAAUUUUGCCAGUAAGAUUGGCAGAAAUUAUUCUUAUUUUGUCGAUGCAAAUGUAAUAGGGUACGUAUUUGGGCUCACCCUAUUGACAAUUUUAGUCGUUAGUAUAUAUGCGUUUUACAACUUGUUUUGGGCUAUUUGGAAGCGGAAUGCCCGCUAUCACGAAGAGUUGUAAUUAUCUGCAUCAAAUCUUCAAUCUCACCUAAUGCUACUUGCUACUUUACACUCGCUCGCCAAACAUUCAAUAGUAUUUUGAAAAUUUGAUUUAUAAAAUAUUAUCAAUUUGUGUACAACAACAUCUACUUUCAUCAUGUUUCAUUUUCCUCUGUGCACUAGUUUAAAAUUGUACUAUUGAAUUAGCCAUUAGUAUGUUUUGUAUGUUUUAUAUAUAGACUUGGUUCCAAAAAAACUUUUGUAGAAAGACAAAUAAAUGCUAUUAUAAAUGUACUUCACCAGUGUAAA